Penicillium soppii is the source of this 1800-nucleotide messenger RNA. Its product is annotated as MID1 family protein. Lineage: Eukaryota; Fungi; Ascomycota; Eurotiomycetes; Eurotiales; Aspergillaceae. The coding region runs from base 1 to 1800 and encodes 599 amino acids. The record is from RefSeq and is a predicted model, not a curated record. Gene Ontology annotation, molecular function: calcium channel activity. Gene Ontology annotation, biological process: calcium ion import across plasma membrane. The transcript has 4 exons.
AUGCCACCUCACAUCUUCCUUACUUUCUAUGUCUCGAGCGCCUUCACCUAUGAUAAUCUAAAUAUUGCCAGCGACGGAGCCGGUCUCCCAGUCGCGCUGGACUCGUUCAAUGGCCUGGAGCUUCGAAACAGUAUCAAUGAAGCCGGGGAGUCUAACGGGCUCGACCUUGUGCGCAGAAUACCCAAUGCUGCGAAAUCCCUGGGAAAUAAUCAGUUUGUGGCUGUCGAAUCGUUCGAGAUAGGCGCUGUGAGGUGGUUCUACCUGAGCAAGGACAUAGUGAACGGUCCUCACGCAACCGACGGGAAAGGACUCCCUGCGUACGUGUCCGACGGUGACGGUGACGAUGGCGAUACAAGCCAUGAGCUACGAAAACGAAAACUCGCCGAACGCGCAACCACCACGGUCUACCUGUCGCUGACGACGUGCGCCAAGCCGACCUCCAACAAAACCGACCCGGACGACGGAUUCCCGCAACUGGAGGUGUAUGUUUCUAAAUCAGACAAGCUGGAAAACCCAGGGCCGGGCGAGGACGACGAUUUGCAGGACAAAUACACGGCGGUUGGUGGAUACGUGGGGAUCACGAAGGACACAGACAGCGAUGUGUUCAUCGGUGUCGCGGCGCCUAAUUCCACGGAUUACACCGGCAUCUACAAGUUCCAGAUUGCAGCUUCUAUCGACGCCUAUUUCCACAGUGUUGUCGAAGAUGAACCGAAUCUGUACUUGAUCGACGCGGACGUGUCGGCCGCGCUGCUGGUCACGAAUAACCUGACGGAGUCCAACAGGACAUCUGAAAACUACCACCAGUGGAUGAACAUGGUACCCCCAUAUACAAUGUUCGCGCACAACAUCAACAACACCGCGUUGGUCGGUUUAGAGCGGUCAUUCUGUGCCCUUGACGCGCUGUCGCAGGUCGGCCGAAUCAGCAAUUCCACCGAGGUCGGCAUGACCAGUCGCGGACUGGGUAACAAGCCAAAAGAACAGUUCUACAUCACAGGUCUGAAUGCCAGUUCCUCCUACAACGGCCUCCUCGCAAUGGUAGGCAAUUCCACCUCGAACGGGAACGGAAUUGUCGGCGGCGGCGGACAAGUCUGGAAACCGAUGAACUUCACCACCAAAGCAGAUGACAACUGCGCCGUGCUCUUCAACCUAUCCUUCUGCUCAGAAGUAGCCUAUGCAGUCCCCUCCAACCCAGACCUGAGCGUCCAGAAACUUCGCACAAUCUACGACUCAUAUGCCUCCGCCUUCUACAAAAACUUUACCUACUCCCUCCAACAAGUUCAAUGCCAAACAGACGAUGAAUCCAUGUACUCACUCGCCGUCAAUUGUACCGACUGCGCAAAGGCAUACAAACAAUGGCUCUGCAGCGUGACCAUCCCCCGUUGCGCCGACUACUCUGCCACAGCCUCCUACCUCGCUGUCCGCAAUGCAGGCCAAGAUUUCAUCAACGGCACAUCCCUGCCGAGUGACAGCCCGUAUCGAAAAUCUGUUGCGUCAAACAAUUCCCGCAAUCCCAUUAUCGACAGCGAGAUCAAACCGGGCCCUUAUAAGGAGAUUCUGCCAUGUCAAGAUAUCUGUCAUACCCUUGUUAAGGAUUGUCCUUCGUCGCUGGGCUUUUCGUGUCCCGAGGGGAGAUGGUUGAAUUCUUCAUAUGGUAGCCUUUUCCGGCUCAGCCGGAACGACAUCGAUAAAGUCGAAUGUUUUGAAAUCUCGAGUAAGGAAGAAGCCAACCUCCGGGGUAUCAAGUCUCCAUGUCAGGUUCCAAGUCCGACGCGAUUUGAUAGUGGGCGCAUCGAGGACUAG